AAUUUUCCCGCUCGCUGGACAAGACACCAUGGGCGGUCUAUACACGGUGCACCAAGUGUGCAUGACGCUCGUCGCCCUCGUUGGCGUCACGGCCGCGGUCCUCAGCUUUGUCACGACCACCUUUGCCUUUGGCGAGCUCAGUGCGCUGCGCUGGACGCUCGCGUCGCUCGGCGCGUUCGUCUACCUCUUCGUGCUCUCGGUGCUCCUGCUGCUCGCUGCGGCGUUCGGCGCGCUCCAGCCGCUGCUCUGGCUCGGCUGUCUCGGCAGCUUCGUCGGCAGUGGCCUCUACGCCACUUACCUCGGCUUGCUCAUCUACACGUUUCUUGGCGGCGCGGCGUAUGGGCUUCCGAUGAGCGUCUUUUGCAUUGCCAUCGGCGUCCUCAGCGUCGUCUUGGGCGUCGCGUGGAAGGAGCGCGAGACUGCGACCUACUACUCUCUUGUCAAUUGAGC
Molecule: messenger RNA, 450 nt
Organism: Saprolegnia parasitica CBS 223.65
Lineage: Eukaryota; Oomycota; Saprolegniomycetes; Saprolegniales; Saprolegniaceae
Exons: 1
Coding region: 29-448 (139 amino acids)
Source: RefSeq, a predicted model, not a curated record